AUGAAUAUGGUGUAUUGGAAAGUAGAAUGAGCUUUUAUUGAAGUUAAAAAAACUUUAAAGAUAUAGUAAGUUAUAUUAUGUAAGGCAGGGUUACUGCUUGAACAUAGCAUGGCUACGGCAAGGCUAGAAAAAGGAUAAUGUAAGAGCGAGUAAAGUAGAGAUAUAGCUUAAACAAGCCAAGGAAAGGCUGAAAGUAAGCUAGGAGCUAAGGCAGAGGCUAGGGCGUGGAGCUAAAGCUAAGACUAGAAAAUGAACUAGGCGAUUACGCGGGGCAAGAGUAAGCAUAUAGAUAAAGUAAGGCCAGGGCAAAAAAAGGAAAAAGUUAGUACAGGGCAAGGCAAGGCAAGGCCAGGGCAAGGCCAGAGGCAAGGCCAGAGGCAAGGCCAGAGGCAAGGCCAAAGGCAAGGCCAAAGGCAAGGCCAGAAAGGCCAGAGGCAAGGCAAGGCAAGGCAAGGCAAAGCAAGGCAAGGCAAGCCAAGCCAAGCCAAGCCAAGCCAAGCCGAGCCGAGCCGAGCCGAGCCGAGCCGAGCCAAGCCAAGCCAAGCCAAGCCAAGCCAAGCCAAGCCAAGCCAAGCCAAGCCAAGCCAAGCCAAGCCAAGGCGAGCUAAGACUUAGGCUAGAAAAAAAACUUUUAGGAAUGUCUUUUUCUCUGAAUUCCAGUCUAUUUCCCAACAAAUCUUGCAUGUGCAAACGUUACGUGAUAGCUUCACACCGCUUCAUCAUCCAUUACUCCGCUCCGAGAUUUAGUGUAAAAACCGUUUCGUCGACGAUUUGUCUCUGUUUGUUGGGUUUAGCGCUACAAAAUUGAGUUGUUUCAGAACAAAAUUGGUUUUCUAUCUACUAUAAUAUAAAUUUCUGAACUAAAAUUUUUUUUAAUGCCGUUUUCUUGCUGUAAAAAUUUUUUCAUACUGUAAAAAAAGAUAAUACAUUAAUAUCAGUGCGAGAUUUGUCUACAAAACAUGGCGAAUAUGGAGCAGGUCUCGACUGUCAAUAAAAAUAAUAUGUGUUCGCUUGCUCUCUGUUCGCUUUGAAGGUCAUUCUUUCCAAUUUGAUUUCGUUUUUUGAAACAAUUCGAUGCUUUGUAAACGGAUUUAUGUUUGUUUAUCAAACUAAAAUAAGGGUUUAAUAAUAUUGUUUUACUGCUUUUUAUUAGGCUUAUUUCAAAUCUUAUUUAGGGCUUGUUGUAGGCUUGUUUUUGACUUACUACAGGCAUAAGUUUGGCGGAAAAAUGACUUGUUUUAGGCUUAUUUUGAGUUUUUUUAAAGUUUGUUUCAUUUUUUUAGGCUUAUUUUUAGGUAUAAUCAGGGCUUGUUUCAGGCUUAUUUUAGGCAGAUUUUGUCUUAUUUUAGGCGUUUGUUUGGCUGAUAGAAGUCUUCUUUUAGGCUUAAUUUUUACAAUUUCUACGACUAAAUCAGAGCUUGUUUUAGGCUUUUUAUAAGCAGAAUUUGAAGCUAACUUAAAGUUUAUUUUAGGCUUGUUUUGUGCAGUAUUUGAAGCUCAAUCAGGGCUUGUUUUAGGCGUAUUUAGGCGGAUUGUGUGGCUUAUUCAAGGUUUGUUUCAAGCUUAUAAUAGGCAAUUUUUAGGCUAUUUUAGGGCUUAUUUUAGGCCUAAUUUUGGCAGGUUUUUAGGACUUAUUUAUGGUUGAUUUUUGGCUUAAUUUAGGUGGAUUUUAAGGCUUAUUUAUUCCUUGUUUUAGGGACAAGUCUGGCUGAGAAAAUACUUGUUUUAGGCUUAUUAUAAGCGCGGGUUUGGCUGAGCGAGGGCUUGUUUUAGGCUUAUUAUUGGCUUUGAGGCUAAUUCAGCGCUUGUUGUAGGCUUAUUAUAGGUGUAAGUUUUAGGCUUGGUUUGGGCGUACUGUAGGCUCAUGUUUGGCUGAUAAAGAGCUUGCGUUAGUAUUGUUUUUGGGCUUGUUUAAGCCUAUUUUUGGCACAUUUUUGAGGUUUAUUUGGGGAUUGUUUUAAGCUGAUAUUAGGUUUAUUAUAGGCAUCUACUUGGCUGAAAAAGGGCUUAGUUUAGGCUUAUUUUAAUGAUAAUUUUAGGCUUACAUUAGGCUUUUAUUGAGGCUCUUUUAAAGGCUUUUUUUGGUUUAUGUCAAGACUUUCUGUAAAGUUUUAGGCUUAUGUGGGGUCUACUAUAAAAAAAUUUUUUUGACAUUUUUAGGUAAUGAUCAGACUUAUUUGAAGGUUUUUAUUAAGUUUUAUCCAAAGGCUACUGAAAGGCUCAUUUUAAGCUUUAUUUAAAGAUUUUUAGGCUUAACGACUUAAGAUUACUUAGAAUAUAAAAAAUCUUUUAAAAUUGCAAAACGUUUGUUUACAGACUUUUUUUAAAAUUUUUAUUGCGUAAAAUGAAUUUUUUUAAAUUUUUUGAAUUUUUUAUAUACAUUGAACAAAACCUUCGUAUUUUAGCCCUCAAACUUGUUGGAGUGGAUUGAAAUGGUGAUCCGAGAGCCGGAAGCCUACGAAGACUUUUUCGUUAAAGUGGACGGGAAAUGGCUGUUGAUCACGAAAGAGACACUGGCCUGGCAUCCCGGAGGCAAUGCCCUGAUCGCCUACAAGAACAAGGACGCCACCACUGUAUUCCACACGUUCCACGUUGGUUCCAAGAAGGCGUACCAGACUCUGGCUGAAAUGAGAAAGGAACAGGGCGAAGUUGUACCUAAUUUUGAGGUUAAAGUAGGUUAAUAUUGGCAUUUCGGGGUAGAGUAAGGUAGGGUAGGGUAAGAUGGGGGUAGGGUGGAGUAGAGUAGGGUGGGGUAAGGAAGAGUAGGGUUGGGUGAAAACUUUUGCUUUUAAAAAUGAAUUUUGAUAAUUUUAUGUCAAAAAGCCAAAUUUUUAAAAAAAUUUUAAAUUUUUGAAAUUUUGAAAAGUUUGCUUUUUAUAGGUAACAAAACUCGCUGAUUUCAAAUAUAAAGCUUAUUUUUAAUUUAAACUACUAUAAUUUACAUUUUUUGACUUCAGAACACGAAAUUUAAAAAUUUUGUUUUGGUAGCGCAGUGGGUAACGUGUUGGUCUAACGCGCGAAAGCACGUGGGUUCGAGGCUCACUAGAUAAGAAAAGGUUUUUUGUCUUUGUUAUAAUUAAAUUUACCGAUUGGAAGUUUAAACGUAUUUUACAAUUAUUUUUAUACAUUUUAAAGUAUAUUUUUAGUCUAUAGCUAAAUUAGAAUAGCGAAAAAAUGGUUUUUUAUCAAAAUUUUUGAUAAUUUUAACGUUUUUUGCGGUAAAAAUGAAGUUUUUGGGACUUUAACGUGAUGAAAAUUGAGAAAAAUUUUGAAAAUAGAUUAAUAUUUUGAUUGAAAGUACAAUUUUAAGUUCAGUUUAUUUUUAUUUUACCAAAUUUUAUCUCCAGGACCCAACAAUGUCGGACCUGUACGAUGUUAACAUGGGCAAAUGGGACUUGAGUGAGGAGAAAGCGAAGCAAAUCAAUGAGAAUUUCGACAAAUUUCGUAUGGAAGUUCGUGCCAAGGGUCUUCUGAAUGGUGAUAAUUUGUAUUUUGCUCGGAAGUUCACUGAAGCUGUUGGUCUUAUUGGUAUCGCGCUGUACCUACAGUACCAUCGUAUGUACAUUGCGUCGGCUUUGAUUAUGGGUUUGUCGUGGCAACAGUUGGGGUGGAUGAUUCAUGAGUAUUGUCAUCAUCAGCAUUUUAAGGUAAAAUACUUUGAUUUGAGGGUUAGUACCAGUUGGAGCUGUGAUAACAUAAAAUGGUACCAAGUGUACCAAUUGCUAUACAUUGAUGUAGUACUAUUUUAGUAUUAGUAAUACUCUGUUAUUUUAGUACUGGUAUUUACUUUAUUGUAUUAAGACCAUUAAAAUCCUUUUUAGCACUACUAGUACUACUUUAGUACUAAAACAGUACAAAGAUAGUACCAACAGUACUAAAAACAACAUUUUUGCCUAAUAACUUUAAAUUUACCACGCCCAACUUUAGAACCCUCUAUGGAACGAUUAUAUGAGCUACAUCGUUGGCAACCUACUACAAGGUUUCUCGUCGAACGGCUGGAAACAUCAACAUAAUGUUCACCAUGCAGCCACAAAUGUGGUCGGAAGAGACGGAGACAUCGAUCUAAUGCCAUUCUUGGCUACUGUCGCUUCGGAUUUGAAGGUAGGAGGGGAACAUGUUUAGAGUUAUUUCUUUCGGGCAGGCUAGGGUUUUCAGGGCAAGGUAACUUUUUUAGGUCAGUGUUAGUUUUUCAUAGCGGGGGUGGGUUUUGUAGGGCAGGGUUGGUUUUUUAUGGCAGAGUAAGAUAGGAGAUGGUGGAUUUUUUUGGUAGGGUAGGGUAGGGUAGGGUAGGGUAGGGUAGGGUAGGGUAGGGUAGGGUAGGGUAGGGUAGGGUAGGGUAGGGUAGGGUAGGGUAGGGCAGGGUAGGGUAGGGUAGUAUAAUCAAAUUAAAAACAAACAUUUCAGCUUUUGGAGGCUACUUCAUGGGUAAUGCAGAUGAUACCGUAUCAGCACAUCUACUGGACCUUCGUGAUGCCUUUCCUCCGACUCAGCUGGCUGGCCCAGUCGAUCGGUUUUGUGCUUUCCAUGGACACCAGCUUCUAUGAUGUGGGUUUUAAAACUAAAAUUUUGGUUUUUGAGUUACAGUAAUCUUACAGUAUACUCUAUUUUUCAAUUUUUAGCAAUUUCUCGGCCAAAUAAUGACAGUUUUCAAUGUUUAAAGGCAAAACCAAGGUAUUUAUUACCUAAAAUAAUCUUUUCCAAUCCAGGUACAUCGUCAAAAAGCCAAAUACGAGCAAAUUACUCUGUCGAUUCAUUGGAUUCUGGUACUUUUACAACUUUAUUUAUUGCCCGAUGUCCAGACUAUGGUAACAUAUUUCCUCGUUUCUCAAAUGUUUGGUGGAUUUCUGCUGGCACAUGUGGUUACAUACAACCACUACUCUACUGAGAAGUUUUCCUGUAAGUUUCGCCCGAUUUCUUACUGUAGUUUUUAAGUUAUGAAUCAAAAACGGCAGAAUUUUGCGAAACUUUUCAAAAAAAAAUUGAUUUUUUGGUUGAAAUUUUAAAUUUUAAUGCCUAUAACAAUGUCGUAUUGGUACCAAACUUGGUAUGGAUGUAGUGAAGGGUAUGGCAAUUUUAGAUAACUCAAGAAUUUUGGAAAAUUACCCUAGCCUGCAAGUGUACACCACUCGGAACAUGCGCCCAGGCCUAUUCAUCGACUGGCUUUGGGGUGGACUGAACUAUCAAAUUGAGCACCAUUUGUUCCCUACCAUGCCUAGACACAACUUAAAUAAGGUAAUCUAAGCAUUUUGAAACUUUUUUGAGAAAAAAAAAAAAGACCGGUCGAAAAUUUUUUAAAAAAAAAAUGAUUUUUUUGUUAGAAAAUAUGUAAAAUACGGGAGAUGGGUUAUUAAAAAACAAUUUUUGUGUAGGUAAUGCCCCUGGUCAAAAAGUUCUGCUCCGAAAACGACCUGCCCUAUAUGGUGGAUGACUACCUAACCGGCUGGCAGUACGAGAUUGAGCAAUUCCGAAAUGUGGCCACAAUCGCCGGCAAAAUCGUGAACAAAGUCCGAGAACCGAAAAAAGCAUUUUAA
This is a messenger RNA of Bursaphelenchus okinawaensis, 5531 nucleotides long. The record is from the annotation of a GenBank genome assembly. NCBI's taxonomy places the organism in Eukaryota, Metazoa, Nematoda, Chromadorea, Rhabditida, Aphelenchoididae.